Molecule: messenger RNA, 2688 nt
Organism: Mugil cephalus (flathead mullet)
Lineage: Eukaryota; Metazoa; Chordata; Actinopteri; Mugiliformes; Mugilidae
Gene: pou3f3a
Product: POU class 3 homeobox 3a
Exons: 1
Coding region: 662-1933 (423 amino acids)
Biological process (GO): regulation of transcription by RNA polymerase II; brain development
Cellular component (GO): nucleus
Molecular function (GO): RNA polymerase II cis-regulatory region sequence-specific DNA binding; DNA-binding transcription factor activity, RNA polymerase II-specific
Source: RefSeq, a predicted model, not a curated record
CAUUUUCUCGCAGCGAGAUCUCUAUGCACCCGAGGCUCAACUCUUAGGCUCACCAACUCCUCUCUGGCUGUGCGUCCAAUCAGCAGGAGCUCUGCAGAGCAGUUCUGUUGUAAUUGGAUGGAGAUGGGAGAGGAAUACGCAGCCUUGGCACAUCGUAAACACAUGCUCGUCUCCUUCGCACUGUAGAGGACGCGCCGGAUAGAGCAGAUGCAGUCGGCUGAGGAGCCGAGACACUGCAGAGACUUAAAUCCUCUUUUUUUCUCAUCAUGAUUAUUUCAUCUCUGAAAUAAUUUAACGUCAAUAUCAGACAUGUAACCAGAUACACAAGUGAACUAACAGCUCUUUGGUUUGUCACGGAUCAGAAAAGGUGUUUUUUUUUUUCCAUAUUAAGUCUGUGGAUUACGCACGGCGGAGCUCCCGGGACAGAGAAAAGUUCUGAAACUAUCGUUUUGCCGCACAGGGAUGCGUUUUGUGACACGGGUUACAGCAGCACGAGUCGCCCUUUAACUAAAACUACCAUAUAAGCCUCUAUGGAGUGAUUUGGCACUUUUUAAAUUGCGCAAAUAUUUCACUCGUGCUGAAAUAGACUGAACUUAUUCAUGGAUUAGAGAAAAACGGACUUACACCGAACGCCAGAAGAAAGAAUUACAUCUUAAGAUAUAUGCUUUGGGGAAUGGCAACAGCCACAUCGAGUCCAUACCUAACCAGCAGCAGGAUUUUAUCCGGGCCGGUCCUUCACUCUGAUCGGAGGGGUGGUGGCAUGCAGCCGGGCAACACCGCUGUGACCACAGUGUCUAGUGGAUACAGAGGGGACCCUUCGGUUAAGAUGGUGCAGAGUGACUUCAUGCACGGAGCAAUGGUGGCGAGUAACGGGGGACACAUGUUAAGCCAUGCCCACCAGUGGGUGACAACGUUGCCUCACGCAGCAGCCGCGGCGGCUGCGGCUGCAGCGGCUGCGGCAGAUGCCGGCUCUCCGUGGUCUCCCGGUUCCCAGCAGCAAGAGGUGAAGAGGAACACCGGCAGAGAUGACCUCCACUCAGCUCUGCACCACAGGUCUCCACAUCUGGGACCCCAUCAGACACAUCCGGGAAGUUGGGGAGGCACCUCCGCAGCGCAUAUCAGCAUCACAGAGGGCCAGCAGCAGCAGCAGCAGCAACAACAGUCCCUCAUAUACUCCCAGCCUGGAGGAUUUACAGUCAACGGGAUGUUGAGCUCACACACCGGUCAGAGCCUCAUGCACUCGGGGCUGGUGCGCGGAGAGUCCCCUGAGCUGGACCACAGCAGCCACCACCAUCACCAUCACCACCAUAAUCACCACACGCACCAUAACCAGCAUCACAGCGUGGGCCACGAGUCUCACUCAGACGAGGACACCCCGACAUCUGAUGAUUUGGAGCAUUUCGCCAAACAGUUCAAGCAGCGGCGAAUCAAGCUCGGUUUCACCCAGGCAGACGUGGGCUUAGCUUUGGGCACACUGUACGGCAACGUGUUCUCACAGACCACCAUCUGCAGGUUUGAAGCGCUCCAGCUGAGCUUCAAGAACAUGUGCAAACUGAAACCUCUUCUGAACAAAUGGCUGGAAGAAGCCGACUCCACGACCGGCAGCCCGACCAGCAUCGACAAGAUCGCCACCCAGGGCAGGAAGAGGAAAAAGCGCACAUCCAUCGAGGUGAGCGUAAAAGGCGCGCUGGAGAGCCACUUCCUCAAGUGUCCCAAACCCUCCGCGCAGGAGAUCAACUCUUUAGCGGACACUCUGCAACUAGAAAAGGAGGUGGUCAGGGUCUGGUUCUGCAACCGGAGGCAGAAAGAAAAGCGCAUGACGCCGCCUGGACUCCCGCGCACCCCAGAGGACGCAUAUUCACAGGUGGGCAGCAUGGGACCGGACACACCGUCCCCCUCCAUAGAGUGCAAGAGGAUGUAUAGCGACACGUGAAAAGAACAAAAGGAAGGACAGGAAAUCUGAACAACGUGAAGUGUUUGAACAGUGUUUUAGAUAAGUGUUUCCCAGAAUUACGAAAGUAUCUGGUUACCAUUUCUUACAUUGUCCAUGACCUUUGAUCCACAAAAUCUCUGUUACCUAGAGUGUGUUCAUUUCAGAGCAGGGCAAAUGUCCACCAGUAUGCAUCUUUAGUUAUUUUUCUGCACUAUGAGCUGAAUUCUGAUCAGAAAACCGGUAAUUGUUCACCGAAAUAUUACAACCCACAGAGGAGAAAUUAAAAGUUAAGAUGCUUUAACACCAAAAUGGAAACAUUUUUUUUUUUCUUUCACCCCAUAUCUUUGUACUGUUAAAACAAAAGUUCCCUUGUUAUGCUGCAGAGUUUGAUGUGCCACACUAGACUGGGCUGUUGCCUACAUUUUAUUUCUAAUGUAACAUUUUUUUUUAAAGUUUUAUUCUACAUUUAAUGAGCAAUAAGUGAGCUACCUUCCAAUGUGUUUCUUACUUUUGUGUUGUCUGUGGAAUUAUGUUGUGACACGGUAAAAAUGGUCAACAAGCAAUUUCCAGUUAUUCCAAUAUUGUACUUUCCUGUAUAGGAGACUUCUUUUUACAAAUAAGCAAACAUUCCCUUAACUUUAUGUACAAGCCUGCCGCGUAUUCUUGUGUGAUGAUUUGGACUAUUUAUUUUCCCCCUACUGUGUUUAUUUUCACGGAAAAUACUAAUUAUUUAAUAAAUUUGACAUAAAACUGUG